ACUUUUGUCAAAAAAAAAAAAAAAAAAAAAAAAAAAAAAAAUGGAUCGUUGGAAUAAUAAAAUUGCAGUGGUAACUGGCGCAAGUUCUGGAAUUGGUGAAGCCCUUGCAAAGGCUUUAAUGAAAAAAAAUAUUAAAGUCGUUGGUUUAGCGAGGAGAAUUGAAAAAAUGAAAAUUAACUUUAAUAAAGAACAGGGUGUUUUUUAUCCAAUAAAAUGUGAUCUCAGUAAGGAAGAUGAAAUAAUAAAUGUAUUUCAAUGGAUUGAGAAAAACUUAAAAUCCAUUCAUAUUCUGGUUAAUAAUGCUGGAAUUAUAUCGGAAAAUUUAUGCAUUGAGAGCACAACGGAGCAUAUAAAAAGAACAAUUGAUGUAAAUUUAAUUGCCCCCACAAUUUGUACCAGGGAGGCUGUGAAAAUUAUGAGAAAAAAUAACGUUGCCGGUCAUAUUAUUAAUAUAAACAGUAUUUUGGGACAAAAUAUUUUAUUUUUCAACAAUACAGCGUUCGAUAUGUAUAGUCCAAGUAAAUUUGCCCUUAAGGCCAUGAGUCAAGUGGUCGAACUUGAAUUAGAACACGUCAAGAAUAAAACUAAAAUUACGACAAUAUAUCCAGGUUUAGUGAAAACUGAAUUACCACCACAAGAAUCUUUUAAUGUUCUACCUUAUCUUAAUGCUGAAGAUGUUUGCGACAGUAUUAUUCAUAUUUUAUCAACUCCACCACAUGUACAGAUCAAGGAACUGACGAUUGUACCGCUCUCAUCGUCCAUUUUACUAAGAUAAUAAAUUUACGACAAAUACACAAAAAAAUUAUAAAAAUAAAGCAAGAAAAUAAAAUUUCUUUUUUACUGACAAAAAAAA
Leptopilina heterotoma is the source of this 853-nucleotide messenger RNA. RefSeq names its product farnesol dehydrogenase-like. The record is from RefSeq and is a predicted model, not a curated record. Lineage: Eukaryota; Metazoa; Arthropoda; Insecta; Hymenoptera; Figitidae. Bases 41 to 775 code for a protein of 244 amino acids. The transcript is spliced from 5 exons.